Molecule: messenger RNA, 263 nt
Organism: Hibiscus syriacus
Lineage: Eukaryota; Viridiplantae; Streptophyta; Magnoliopsida; Malvales; Malvaceae
Product: metallothionein-like protein 4B
Exons: 3
Coding region: 1-231 (76 amino acids)
Molecular function (GO): zinc ion binding
Source: RefSeq, a predicted model, not a curated record
AUGGCGGAUAGAAUGGGUGGUCGAGCGUCGUGCAACGACAGGUGUGGCCGUCCUUCCCCGUGUCCCGGUGGCAUGGCUUGCAGGAUAAGUGCACACCGACGGAGGAGACCACGAGCGGGACCGAUCACAAGCGAUUGUGGCUGCAAUCCAUGCACAUGCACUGUCACAGGGACCGGUAAGCCGUUCUGCAAAUGCGGGACGGGUUGCACCUGUGUUACUUGCACCUCCUGAACACGAAUCGAAUCAAAUGUCGGCGUUAUUAU